Molecule: messenger RNA, 801 nt
Organism: Oikopleura dioica
Lineage: Eukaryota; Metazoa; Chordata; Appendicularia; Copelata; Oikopleuridae
Source: the annotation of a GenBank genome assembly
AUGCCAAAAGGAAAGCAAUCCAAGGCCCGACGAGUGGCAGCCGCUCCCUCCCUCAUCAAGAAGAAGAAGGAGGUCAAAGAGCAAAACCCUCUCUUCGAGAAGCGAGCGAAGAACUUCGGAAUCGGCCAGGAUAUCCAGCCCAAGCGAGAUCUUACUCGAUUCGUCCGAUGGCCAAAGUACGUCCGACUUCAGCGACAGAAGGCCGUCCUCCAGAAGCGACUCAAGGUCCCACCAAUGGUCAACCAGUUCUCCAACACCCUCGACCGACAGACCGCCGCUGCUUUCUUCAAGCUCGCCGAGAAGUACCGACCAGAGAACCGAGCCGAAAAGAAGGCCCGACUCUUGGCUCGAGCUGAGGCUAAGGCUGCCGGCAAAGCCGACUCUGCUGAUGCCCGAAAGGCUAGCUUGACCGUCGGCGUCAACCGAGUCACCACCGCCGUCGAGAAGAAGAAGGCUUCCCUCGUCGUCAUCGCCCACGACGUUGACCCAAUCGAGGUUGUCAUCUUCCUCCCCACCCUUUGCCGACGAAUGGGCGUUCCAUACUGCAUCGUCAAGGGCAAGUCUCGACUCGGCCGACUUGUCGGUUUGAAGAACUGCUCUUCUGUCGCCCUCACCAACGUCAACGCCGAGGACCGAAACCAACUUGCCAAGAUUGUUGAGUCCGUCAACACCAACUACAACGAGCGAGCUGAAGAGAUCCGACGACACUGGGGUGGACAGAUCAUGUCCCAGCGAUCUAACGCCCGACAGGCCAAGAUCGAAAAGGCCCGAGCCAAGGAAGAGGCUAAGAAGCACAUGUAA